Messenger RNA from Dermacentor silvarum, 950 nucleotides. Its product is annotated as receptor expression-enhancing protein 5. Lineage: Eukaryota; Metazoa; Arthropoda; Arachnida; Ixodida; Ixodidae. Bases 219 to 764 code for a protein of 181 amino acids. The transcript has 5 exons. The record is from RefSeq and is a predicted model, not a curated record.
UUUGUGCGCGCGGACGACGCCAACCACGCCAACGAGAAGCGCAACGCACGCGCGUCCUGUGUGGUGCCGCUGGUGCCUUUUCGCUUGCGAGCUAGCGGUAGUUGUGGUCGCGUUGUCUGUACUGGUCUGGCCGCAGGCAGGAUCGGCCGAAGAAGAGACGAGAGAAAAUUUUCUGCGCCAUUUUGGACCGCACCUGAGGAACGAAAUCAGAAGCAGCUAUGGUGAACGUGAAGGAAGUUGCUGACCGGGCCGAGGCCAUCAUUGCAAACCUACCCGAGAAGGCGCAGUUGGGUUUCAACUUCAUCCAAAACAGGACUGGCAUCAAGCGGGCCUACAUCCUUGUCGGUGUGGCUGGCUUGUUUGCACUGUACAUGAUCUUUGGCUACUUUGCCCAGCUGCUGUGUAACAUUGUUGGUUUUGCCAUCCCUGCUUAUGCUUCCAUGCGUGCCAUAGAGUCCACAUCAAAGGAGGACGACACCAAGUGGCUCACUUACUGGGUGGUUUUCGCCUGCUUCUCAGUGGUGGACUUCUUUGCCGACAACAUCCUGCGCUACUUCCCCUUCUACUGGCUGGCCAAGAUCAUCUUUCUUGUGUACUGCUUUGCUCCUAUAAACCCGAAUGGAUCUCAUCACAUCUACCAGAAGUUCAUCCGUCCAGUCUUCUUGCGCAACGAGACCACCGUCAACAAACUGGCUGCAGAUGCUGGUGCUGGCAUCCGAAGUGCCCUGCAAAAAGCUGCCUCUUCUGCUGCGAAGAACGAGUGAACCUUUCUCCUGUGUCGUUCCGCAUGGCGGCCACAAGAACGAGUGAACCUUUCUCCUGUGUCGUUCCGCAUGGCGGCCACGGCAUUUGAGCUUUCAGUGGCCAGCCUUUCUGGUGGCACCCAGCAUUGUCGCCCCUAAUGUACACUCAGGCAUCAUGUCUUAUUAAAAAUAUGCUUUGCCAUUUCA